ACGAGUUAUUAUUGUAGAUAAGUAGCGGCUUCACGUCAUAUUGAGCCGUGCGACUGACUUGCAAGAGUGCAAAGCUACGAAGAGACACUGAGAAAUGGGUAGGUGCCGAACAGCAGCGCGCUCUGGAGACGACGACCCUAACCAGAGAUCCAAGAGAAAAAAGGCUGCUUUAAAUGCUGAGAAUGUAGAAACUUCAUCAGCAGGCAUAGGAAUAACUGAUGGCAAGGUAUCAUUAUAUCACUGUAAUUACUGCAACAAAGAUAUUUCAGGGAAGAUUCGCAUCAAAUGUGUUGUGUGUCAAGAUUUUGAUCUCUGCAUAGAGUGCUUCUCUGUUGGUGCUGAAUUGACACCUCAUAAAAGCAAUCAUCCAUAUCGGGUUAUGGAUAAUCUAUCUUUUCCACUUAUAUGUCCAGAUUGGAGUGCGGAUGAAGAGAUGUUACUUCUUGAGGCCAUUGACAUGUAUGGAUUUGGGAAUUGGAAUGAAGUUGCAGACAAUGUUGGAACGAAAAGCAAAUCGCAGUGUAUUGAUCACUAUAAUGCUGAAUAUCUGAAUUCACCAUGUUUUCCUCUACCUGAUUUGUCUCAUGUUAUGGGAAAGAACAAAGAGGAACUCCUUGCCAUGGCUACAGGAUAUCAAGUCAAGAAAGAGUUUUCUCCAAAUGCAGAGCUGACUUUGAAAGAAGAACCUCUCUUUUCUAAUGGAAUAAACUCUGAAGAAUCUACGAAGGCAGCAACCACUAAUCAAACGACGUCUAGGCUAACCUCAGCAAGUGGUAAAGCACUUUCAAGUUCAAUCAAGAAGGCGGCUUCCAAUAAGAGUCAGAAUAAUGAUGGAGUUAAGGUGGAAGUUAAAGUGGAAGAACCUCAAGCAGGUCGGAGCAUUGGUGAAAAGAAGCCUAAAUUAUCUGGGGAAUAUAGGCCUUCUAUGAAAGCGUUGAGCGGAUACAAUUCUAAGAGAGGUGAAUUUGAUGUUGAAUACGACAAUGACGCUGAGCAAGUUUUAGCAGAAAUGGAGUUUAAAGACACUGAUACUGAAGCUGAACGUGAAACAAAACUGCAAGUGCUGCGUAUCUACUCAAAAAGGUUAGACGAACGCAAGCGCAGAAAAAAUUUUAUACUUGACAGGAAUUUACUUUGUCCUGAUCCUUUUGAGAAAUCGCUUUCACCCGAAGAGCUUAAAAUAUGUCAAAAGUACAAGGUCUUCAUGCGGUUUCACUCAAAAGAAGAACACGAGGAGUUGCUAAAAACUAUUAUUGAAGAACACCGGCUUGUCAAAAGAAUACAAGACUUGCAGGAAGCUCGAAUUUCUGGCUGUGUAACUGCUGCUGAUGCUUAUCAAUUUAUUGAACAAAAGAGUACAAAAGAAGCUGAACAAGGUGGUCAGAUUGGAACAAGUGGAAAGACUUUACAGAGGCCAAAUUUUCCCAAAGUAGAGCUCGGCAGUAGCCCACGCGAUUCCAAGGAUACACCGACGGCCGUACAAACCAUCACAAGGACCCUUGAAGAAUGGGAUAUCAGUGAUUUUGAAGGGGCUGAAUUACUAUCUGAAUCUGAGAUAAAGCUUUGUAAUGAGGUCAGAUUGCUACCGCCGCACUUCCUCCGCAUAAAGCAGACCAUGCAAUUAGGAAUUUCAAAGGGCAGUAUAACCAAGAAAUCUGAUGCAUAUCCACUGUUCAAGUUCUCUUCAAGCAAGAUUGAUAGGAUUUAUGAUAUGCUUAUGGAAAAAGGAGCUGGCCAAGCAUAAUGAUAUCCUCUAUGUUCUGUAAUGGUAAUAAGGACAUUCUUGUACAAUUUUAUUCAUCACCGGUUUUUUUUACUCUGUACAGAAAUCUUCCUUACUCGUACAGAAAUAAUACGAAAACAAAUAUAGUUAAUGCACACCUACUAGAUAAUAAGUAUGAGAGAACUUGUUUUAGGAGGAAGGAUUUUCUAUUUGUUUUUACUCUCUUCUCCCCCAUUAUAGACUUUGAUCAAGUGGAAAGAUUGAUUUUAUUUUCAGCACUCUGGGAUUAGAUCCAUAAUCAUGGUGAAUGGUGGCAAUUUUGUAAUGUGUCUUAAUCCUGUUGUCAAAUUCUUAUGCUAAAUUGAUUUUUUUUUCUUUUCUUUUUGUAAAUCAAGGUUUCUUCACUCAAGUAUC
Molecule: messenger RNA, 2137 nt
Organism: Vicia villosa (hairy vetch)
Lineage: Eukaryota; Viridiplantae; Streptophyta; Magnoliopsida; Fabales; Fabaceae
Product: transcriptional adapter ADA2
Exons: 13
Coding region: 95-1744 (549 amino acids)
Biological process (GO): chromatin remodeling; regulation of transcription by RNA polymerase II
Cellular component (GO): nucleus
Molecular function (GO): chromatin binding; zinc ion binding; protein binding
Source: RefSeq, a predicted model, not a curated record